UAGUUUAUUUAUUUAUCAGAUAACGUUUGAAAUGAAAAUGAUAGCCUAUAACACAACAUUAUCUCAAGACUUAAAAUGAUAGAGAUUUCCAAAAAUGCAAACUAUAAAUAUACACAUAGUUGGCUCUGGCGUCACAAAAAGAUCGUUUGUUUAUUGCUCAUUUCUCUGGUGCAGUCCUAAGCUUUUCUCUUCACCCUGACCCGGCGGAGGGUUAAUACGGGAUUUUAUUCACCACUUUGCGACCCUGAAAAGACUUUUCUUCUCUCUUCUCUCAGUUCUGUCCAUUGUCUCUGUGGUGAAUGAAGGCCUUUCCUGUUGCUUGGCAACCGCGCGCGUGCACAAACUGUGCGGGCUGGAAACUGAAGUAUGUCGCGUCACAUAAUAGGAGAGUAAAUGUGUUAACGUGACCACAUCGCGCUUGUUGCCUCAUAAAUAAUUAAAUGACGUUGAUGGCUCAACUUUCUGCGCUUUAGCAGUGAAUACAUAUUGAGUGAUGACUGACAUAAAGUUGCUCAAACUUCCUUCAGGUGAGGGAGAAUUCUUACAAGCGCAGGGAGGGUCGCAGACAGUUUGCUCCAGCAGGCGACGCAGCUGUGCUCUGGUUAACACUCCCACUCCAUGUGUGAGGAAAGCGGUGUGUCACAUCCAAGAGCUGAAGACGAAACUGGAAGACUGGGGCCAAAAGGGUGGUAAUGCUCAGCAUGACACUGAGAAUGAAAACAACCACAGUCACGUUUGGAAAUGUGUACCAUCUAGUGAUGGUAGAGAUGAGGACGUCACAGCAGAAGUGUGUAUUGAAGGCUUGGGGCUUUGUGCUGAAGGGAGUGAGCUGUUGACUCCACGUUGGAAGAAAACUGUGGAUGUUUUGUCAGAGGUGACGUGUUUGAUCGAGCGUCUUGAGCUGGACCGGAGAGAUGCAGAGAAGGCCCUGCUGGAGGAGAAGGAGAAAGCGAAGAAACUUUUAAAGAAACAAGACGGUCUCGCUCACUGGAAGCAGCAUGAGUUUCCUAUUGCAAUGCAGAAAGAGCGUGACGCCUGCUGUCCAGACAUCGCUGAGCUGACGUGGCAACUGAAAAUAAGGAGAGAUCAGCAGCCGCAGGUGAGAGACAGGCUGACCCGCGCGGAGGUGCUGAACCGUCGUCUGAAUGAGGAUAUUGAUUUCAUGAGGGAACACGGGCCGCUUGUGGAGGAGAGACUCCAGAUGGAGGAGGAAAUCAUGAAGCACAUCCGAACAACAGAAAGUCAGACCAGCGAGACACUUACGGAUGUUUCCCAAGAGCUGGAAGAUUUUCAGUUGGAGUUCAAAGAGGAGCAGAUCAGAGCCGACACAGAGAAACACAAAACCAACAAACACAUCCAAACAUUAAAAAAUCAUCUGAGUGACAAACUGAGUGAGUUACACCAGCUGCAGUCACAGUGUGAGAUUUUUCACAGAAGCAUUAAAAAGUCUCAAGAAAAAGUAAGAUUGAGAGACAGCCAAAUCACAGCCGUGCUGCAAGAGAUCCGCCAGUUUGAGAGGCAGCGAGCAGACAGAAAUGAUGCCGUCAUGACAUUAAAAGAAAAAAUUGAGGAUGAAGAAGAGAUAUUCACCAAAAGAAAGCAGCAACUAUUACAACUUCAGACGCAAAUACAAACCACCAAAGGUGAAGGUGACGAGAAGGUCUCUGAAUGGAAUGCACUCUUGGGUCAAAAGCGACGAGAUUUAUUGGCCCUGCGAGCUGAAAAGGAAGAUCGCACACUGGAAAUAGAAGAUUACAAGAAAAAGAUUUGCCAAAGUGAACACGCUGCGAAACAGCUGCAGAAAGACCGGAAACGCUUGAUGCUGAAGAUCAACAUGAACGAGGAGCAGAGAAAACAGGCCGAAGACCAACUGGAGCGGGUGUCUGAUGACCACGCGUGCACCAAAACUGAGCAGGACCACCUGGAGCGACUGACGUAUCUGGACGAGCUCGGGAACAGGAAACAAACAGAAGUGAUGAAGAUACAGAUAGCGUAUGAAAUGAAGACUUUCCAUAUUCUCAAGGGAGAUAUCGUCACUGUCGCAGCAGAAUUGAGUCGUGAACAAACACAAUGUGAGCGAGAGAAGAUCGAGCUACACAAGAAGUUUGAAGACGCUUCAUCUACAACCGCUCAGCUGGAGGCAAAGAUGGAGAAACUGAGACAGAACUAUACAGAGAAAUCACAGACGAUUGAAAGCCUAAAAGCAAAACUAUGUGAUGUGCACGUCGCACAUGAACACCUCUCAGAUGAGUUUGAAAAGAAGAAGGGAGAACACCAGACACGUCUAAAAUCCGUGAAGGAAAGUUUUCAUGUGGUGUUCUUGAGGUCUGAGAAGAUGUCAAACAGGAUCAAGGAGCUUCGAGUGAAGUCUGAAGGCUUAAGGAAAGCUUCAGACACGAUGGAGAAAACCGCCAGCGCUGUGCCAGAUAUCAUAGAGGAGCUGAAGAGUCUGUUAGAGACUGCAGCAUUCAAACAUGGAACAGCCACGGUGGUUAUGGGUAACUUACACAAGGACGUGACUUCCUGUGAAGAGAGGAAGUGUCGACGCGUGCAGGUUCACUCGGUUCUGUUUACUCAGCGCCGGGCCGUCAUGAAGGACAUAGAGGCACAUCUACAGAAAGCACUUCAAGACAACCUGGUGUUAGCACAAGAAUACACAACGCUACAGAAAGCUUUAAUGAUAGCCAGACAAGAGGCCGUGUGUGUUUUUGACAAAAGAAACGCAGCAGACGCCUCCAUCCAAGACCACGAGCAGCUUUCUUUGUUGCAGAAGAGGAUGCACAAAGCCAUGCUGAAAUACUUCAAACGGCGCAGCGUCUACAGGCAGGCAGAGCUGGCCCGCUUCCAGGCCCUCUCCAACCAGAACAACCAGAAAAUGAAAGCCCUCCAGGAGGAGCUGUCAAACGCAAUCCACCGCCUCUCCAGCUUCCCGCUCGCCCCGACAGACGACGCGACACGACCGGCAGCCGGACAGACGCCCACAGUUCAGAUGUAGUGAAGACACUCACCUGCACCCGACGACUCACUUAAAGCCCCAGCAUGCUUCACUCUCUCCUCUAUCCAACGCUCAUCGCCCAAUCCAUAACAAUGAAACAGGUGACUUUCAUGGUGCUGUCAGGAAUGAUCUAAUUUUAGCGGGGUGAAUGAUUGCAAUUGGCUUUGCCUCAUCAGAUAAUUAAUCUAUGUCACCAUUAAUUGGAAAAGAGAAUAAUUAGGGGGCCGUGUUGACAGAAAUUCUCCGCUUCUCUAGAUUCUGGGAUCUCAUUACACCUACUUAAACUCCUCUGACCUUAACCAGCGGAUAGUAUACCUGCGUAACCCUAUAACCAGACUGGGGUCGGUCUCCGCCCCGCACGCCGCGCCUCGCUCUCGUCUCCUUUUCUUGCUUGUUUGUGCUUUUCUUCCCUCUCCUCUCAGAGAGCUGUCGUCCUCAAUCACUUUUCAAUAUUCAAUCUUAAUUUUGUGGAAGUUUAGCAUUUUCAAUGAGCUGGAGAUGAAUGAUUAAUGAAUAAAUUUGAAUGCUUCAUUUUGUCCGUGGAUCAUUAGUCAAGUCCUUUGUGGGAAGGACCUGCGAAAAAAAAGAGGGAAAAUUAUUGAGACAUUAGCCUGAAGCAAUCCAGGGGUAAAUAGUAUGCACAGAGGGAUGUUGUAUGAACGCUACCCACUGGCGUUCCGCGCAACCCCACGGAAACGCAAGCCUUCUAAUUUACCCCGCUUCACGAGUCUGAUGUGCUCCGGCGACAAAUAGGUUUCAUUUACAAAAAUGAGUUUUCAUUUUGCUCUCGUGGUAUGUGCGUCUUUAUGUUUUUGUUAUCUGUGCUUUUAACCCGU
Molecule: messenger RNA, 3831 nt
Organism: Triplophysa dalaica
Lineage: Eukaryota; Metazoa; Chordata; Actinopteri; Cypriniformes; Nemacheilidae
Product: coiled-coil domain-containing protein 178
Exons: 20
Coding region: 494-2995 (833 amino acids)
Source: RefSeq, a predicted model, not a curated record